CAUUCGCAUAUAAUACCCGCCUCGUAUUUAACUUCGUUGACAAUUUAAAGUCGCACGCGCAACCGGCCGACCGUUGCCGCGAUACAAAGUGAAAAAUUAAAAAUAAUACGCAUUAUAAUUAAUUAACGUCAUAGCAAUAUUUUUUUAUUAUUACACGGUUAUAACAAAUGAACUUUAAAGUGGGAUAUCUCACUCAAAAUGACGUUACGGGUCGAAGUGCCCGGGGAUAAAAUCGUGAAUGUGGAAUCGUGCAAGUGCAAGAAAAACUAUUGCACAGACGUCGCCAAAAAUGAAUCGAAAUUCACUCGAAGAUUAAAGGAAAUAAUAAAAGACACUUGGGAUACCAGAACGAAAAUAACAGUAGAGCCUUAUGUAAUUUGUUAUGUUUUACCUAGCGUACUCGCAGGGUUGGCCGUGCAAAAUUUGUGUUUAGAAAAAUCAUGCCUCGUGAAUUUAAAAUACGACGAACGUACCUGCACGAGUAUAAUGCAGGGACGGACUCACAAUUAUACGGAGCAAGAAAAAAGUGUUCAGACCAUGGUGGCGGGAAUGACCGCCUGGAGCUUUCCCUUACAGACGGCACUUCCAGGAUUAAUGACACUGUUCGUAGGUGCAUGGAGCGAUCGCACGGGAAAUCGAAAAGCUUUUAUGGUAUUGCCUAUUGUAGGAAAACUGGUAUCUGUGUUCGGACUAAUGUUGAGUUUGGCGUUUUUCCUCCAAGUGGGUUUGAACGAGACCGCCCUGAUCGAGGGCCUGCCUCCAGCGCUGGCCGGUGGCCGGGUUGCCAUGACGAUGGCUGUGUAUAGCUACAUAACAGACGUGACUUCUGAUUCUGAACGGACUUAUCGUUUAGGAAUUAUAACAGCCAUUUUGACUCUCACGAGGCCAGUAGGCCUCGCUCUCAGUGGUAUUAUGACGAAACGUUUCGGCUACUAUGGUGUUUUUACAAUUGCGUGCUUUUUUUAUUUAAGUGGUUUCGUUUACAUCGUCUUGAGAUUGAAAGAGAAACCGAAAAAGUCAAUAGAUAAUGAUAAUUCAAAUACGAUAUUCUCUUUGUUCUCUAUAAAAGACUUGAGUGCGACCAUCAACGUAGCUUUUAGGCAACGCGAAGGAUCACGGAGGCUUCAAAUUAUACUCAUCAUGUUGGCUUAUAUGUUCAUCGUUGGACCAGUACUAGGUGAGGCGCAGAUGACGUAUUGGUUCACACGGUACAAGUUCAAAUUCACCGAAGUCGACUACAGCUUGUUCCUCACAUACUCCGUACUUGUCGGCAGCGUUGGUUCGUUCAUCACGCUGUAUCUGUUCAGCAAGAAGUGGGAGAUAGAGGACAGCGCUAUCGGAGUGUUCGCGUGUCUGAGCAGGGUAGCUGCGAGCGUGGUGUACGCGCUUGCGCCAACACGCACCAUAUACUUCCUCGGACCAGUGCUGGACAUGUUCAGCUCGGCAGGAGCAACCUCGCUAAGAUCUCUUGCCACAAAACUUGUGGAAGCGGAUGAAGUCGGUAAAACGAGCUCAUUAAUAAGCAUAUCGGAAGCUCUGGUACCCGUCAUCUACACGCCCGUGUACAGCAAGGUUUAUCUAAGCACGCUGUCGACGUUCUCCGGAGCCUUUUAUCUUAUUAGUGCAGCGCUGGCAGUACCCGCUAUAGGAAUAUUCUUAUCGUUGUUCAGUUUACGAAGAAAAGAAAUCAAAGAGAUGUCAGCUACAACAAACAAGACAAAGGAAAACGAAGUAACCCGAUUUUAAUUGAUAUUGUAGAAAUUAUUUGUUGUGUUAUUUGAAUUACAUUUAUACUGAGUUGUGGAAAGUAUGUCAUUUUCGUAAUAAGUUAACUAUGGAUAUGUUCAGGAGGCUAGACAUAGUGCAUUCGCUUCCAAGUGAUUCCAUAAAGAGAUUCAAAAAUAUAUGAAAUCGACGCGAUAAUCACCUGACUUAUAGAAAGUUAUUUUCAGUUCUAUCAAUUUUGAAGUUCGCUAUGGAGUCGCUUCGAAGCGAAUGCACUUUGUCUAACCCCGGUCAACUUACUACUAAAUGGUAGACCUACAAGUGGUUUGCUUGACUCUUGUAAUAAUAGGUAGAAGUUUUACGACAUGAAAGCUGUAUGCGAUUUACGGAGCAAAGGGACUUUAGCCCUUAUUUUGUGAUUUCUAGUGUUCAUAUGAAGUAAAUUUUAAGAAAAAAUGAUAAUUGUUCUAUAUAAAUUAUUCUUAUAGGCAUCAUUAACGCCUUGUUCGGGGUUAAGCUAAAUGUUAUGUUUGUUUUUAAUUUGUUUAUAAACUCUUUCAGUGGGUUUCUUAGACCAAAAUCCCCGUUU
Messenger RNA from Papilio xuthus (Asian swallowtail), 2314 nucleotides. RefSeq lists its product as uncharacterized. The coding region runs from base 199 to 1746 and encodes 515 amino acids. NCBI's taxonomy places the organism in Eukaryota, Metazoa, Arthropoda, Insecta, Lepidoptera, Papilionidae. Gene Ontology annotation, biological process: transmembrane transport. The transcript is spliced from 5 exons. Gene Ontology annotation, cellular component: membrane. Gene Ontology annotation, molecular function: transmembrane transporter activity. The record is from RefSeq and is a predicted model, not a curated record.